AUGUGCCGAUUCUUGAUGCAAUAUCGUAUUGCUUGUCCAUUGUGUGCAAAGGCCUUUUUUAGAAUCAAGAGCAACGGGCAGCGCACAACAAAGCUCCUUGCUGUUGCUAAGGACAUGUCAGCACCUGUUACUGAGAAUGAAUUCAAGCUGUUCCAGCGUGCUAUGAGCGAGCAAGGUCUGUCCAAGUCGACCACUGCUGAUGUAAUCGCCAGUGCUUCCAAGACCGGCGGAAAGUUGGAUGCAUGGGGAGCUUCGGGUGGAAUGCCUCUAGUGGGUGGCAGGAAGUGA
Messenger RNA from Guillardia theta CCMP2712, 288 nucleotides. RefSeq lists its product as hypothetical. The transcript has 6 exons. The record is from RefSeq and is a predicted model, not a curated record. Lineage: Eukaryota; Cryptophyceae; Pyrenomonadales; Geminigeraceae. The coding region runs from base 1 to 288 and encodes 95 amino acids.